CACCAGUGAAGCGAGAGGAACGCUUGUUGGAGUCAACUAGACAGGCUGCUGGAGACGAGUAGUGAUUUCUCUCUUUUUUUUCUGCCUCAGCCAGGCUGGAUAUAGGCUACAGUGUUUCUUUUUUGCUGCAGCUGAGCAUGAAAUGCGUUUUGAACAUACAGUAGGUUCUGGAAUCAUUUAAUCCCCCUGGCUUUUGCUUACAUUUUGAGCGGAUUUUUUAUUGCAUGGACUAAUAACUGGGAUAUGUGUAGCCCUUUGCCAAGUGAGAUACGAGGGAAUUAAUUAGUAAGUAAAAGCUACAAGACUUGCGGAGGGGACGAGAGACUAAACCUGCUGGAAAGGAAAAGGUAAUCGGGACUUGAGUGAUAUGAUGAGACAUUCCUGCAAUUGCACCUUUCUUUAGAUAAAUAUAUCCGGACUUUGUGAUUGCAGACCCUUUCAGCUCUUUUCCAUCUGAUGUACUUUUUCUUGAAAGCCUAUAGCUGCCGACCUGAGAGGGAAUGUAAUCACUCCUUGUAAUAUAGCUCAUCACGCAGAACAAGAUGUUUAUCCAACCUGCGACUUAAAUAUUGACUGGCAUCAGGGCGGAGAACUGAACACGGACUUUUGAGCCUCGUUGCUUCAUCUGCACGGAAGAUUAACAUCUUUAUGGACUUGCUCACAGAAGAAUUCACAUUUUAAUUCUAUGCAGUCCGAAGCUUUGUCCUCUUCUUUCAGCUCACUUGAAAAUGGACAAUGUAUCCUAUGAGUCUUGUGUAACAGCAUUUUUCUGCUUGUUAAGAGCUGCACGGAUAUUUACGACUAAAAGACUACUGUGAGAAGAUUCAGUAUGUUUUCCCAUAUCUGCCGCCCUCAAUGUUUCGCCCGCUGCAGUAGACCGGAGGAUGCGCUGUGCCUGAGAAGAGCGAAAUAGUCUAAAGCACUUGUUAGAAUUGUAGCCUCCAGACCAUGAUUUAAUCUGCAUACAAAAGAGACAUCCGAAUACUUUUUUGGGAAGAAUUUGAAUGCGAUGAUUCAUUUUUUUAAUUUUUGCGAUUCUCUCUGACGUGCAUUCCUGUGAAUAAUUAUCAAGGUCUUAUUAGGGGAAAAAAAUAAACUCAACAGGUACAAUGCAAACCAAGGAGAUGGAAUUUAUACAAUUAACGGCUGUGUUCAUUUUAUUUUGGGUCGGGACUGAGGCUGUUAUCAACCUAAAAUAUGGAAUAAACGAGGAGAUGAAGCCCGGGUCAGUAAUUGGAAACGUGACAAGGGACGCACUUAAGCAAGGAUUUCAGAUUGCACCGCAGCCCCCUUAUUUAAGGGUUAUUUCCAAUUCAGAACCACGAUGGGUGGAACUCAGUCCAGCUGGAAUCCUUACAACCCAAAUGAAAAUAGAUCGGGAUGUAGUUUGUCGACAAAACCCAAAGUGCAUUAUUUCUCUAGAAGUGAUGUCAAACUCUAUGGAGAUCUGUGUCAUCAAAGUUGAAAUUGAAGAUUUGAACGAUAACGCGCCCAGGUUCCCAACGAGCCACAUUGACAUUGAAAUAUCAGAGAAUGCCUCCCCUGGUACCAGGUUUCCCCUAGAGGGGGCAAGCGAUCCGGACUCAGGGAUCUUUGGAGUGCAGUCGUAUUCCAUCACUCCAAAUGAGCUUUUCGGACUAGAAAUCAAGACCAGAGGGGAUGGGUCAAAAAUUGCUGAGCUUGUUGUGCAAAAAUCCUUAGACAGAGAGACCCAGUCCCACUAUACAUAUGAAAUCAGUGCAGAGGAUGGAGGGGACCCUCCAAAGAUAGGCGCGGUCCAGUUAAAUAUCAAGGUAAUUGAUUCUAAUGACAACAACCCUGUUUUUGAUGAGCCGGUGUAUACUGUCAAUGUAAUGGAGAAUUCCCCUAUAAAUACAUUAGUCAUAGAUCUGAAUGCAACGGAUCCUGACGAGGGCACUAAUGGAGAGGUUGUGUACUCAUUCAACAGUUACGUCACCGAGAAAACAAGAGAGGCCUUCAAAAUUGACCCCAGAACCGGGAUCAUCACAGUCAAUGGGGUUUUGGAUUAUGAAACAACAAAAAUAUACGAAAUCGAUGUCCAGGCCAAAGAUUUAGGUCCCAACUCUAUUCCAGCUCACUGCAAAGUCACAGUGAAUGUGAUGGAUACGAAUGAUAACCCACCUAUCAUUAAUUUGCUCUCACUGAACACAGAGAUGGUGGAAGUCAGUGAAAACGCGCAGCGUGGAUAUGUCAUUGCGCUGGUGAGGGUGUCAGAUAAGGAUUCUGGGGCAAACGGCAAAGUGCAGUGCAGGUUGCAGGGUAAUGUUCCAUUCAGACUGCAAGAAUAUGAGAGCUUCUCCACCAUACUUGUUGAUGGCAGGCUGGACAGAGAGCAAAAGGACACGUACAACCUGACUAUCCAAGCAGAGGACAGUGGCACUCCUCCUUUACGUGCCACAAAAUCUUUGGUAGUCAAAGUCACAGAUGAAAAUGAUAACCCGCCCCACUUUCUUAAGCCACACUAUCAAGAGAUGGUGAUGGAAAACAACCUCCCUGGUUCAUGUCUGCUGGCAGUUUCAGCAGAGGACCCGGACCUAGGGAUGAAUGGCACAGUUUCAUACUCCAUAGUCCCUGGUGAGAUUAAGCACAUGGAUGUAAACACAUAUGUCAGCAUAAACCCAUCUGGUCGCAUUUACUCCAUGAGGUCAUUUGAUCACGAAUACACCAGGACUUUUGAUUUUAAAGUUUUGGCCAGAGACAACGGUAAUCCCUCCUUAUCCAGUAACGCCACGGUGCGUAUUGUCGUGCUUGAUGUCAACGACAACACACCUGUUAUGACAAACCCUCCUCUGGUUAAUGGCACAGCGGAGGUCUCCAUCCCAAGAAACGCUGCAGUGGACUACAUGGUGACCCAGGUGAAAGCCGACGACUACGAUGAGGGGGAGAACGGGCGACUGACCUACACCAUCUCGGAGGGGGACAGGGCUUUCUUUGAAAUCAACCAGGUGACCGGAGAGGUGCGCUCCACCAGGAUGUUUGGAGAAAAUGCCAAAUCCACGUACGAGAUCACAGUGGUGGCAAGGGAUCACGGCAAGCCCUCCCUCUCCGCCUCGGCCUACAUAGUAAUAUACCUCUCACCAGACCUGAACGCGCAGGAGACUAUUGGACCUGUCAACCUAUCCCUCAUCUUCAUCAUCGCUCUGGGCUCUAUCGCAGCUAUCCUGUUUAUAACCAUGAUUUUUGUGGCGGUCAAGUGCAAGAGGGACAACAAGGAGAUCCGGACGUACAACUGCAGUUUCUUCUACUUGCGCAGGGUGGCAGAAUACUCAUAUGGCAACCAGAAGAAGUCCAGCAAGAAGAAGAAGCUGAGCAAGAAUGACAUCCGCCUGGUGCCACGAGACGUUGAGGAAACAGACAAGAUGAAUGUGGUGAGUUGCUCAUCUCUCACCUCCUCGCUCAACUACUUCGACUACCACCAGCAGAGCCUGCCACUGGGCUGCAGGCGCUCCGAGAGCACCUUCCUCAACGUGGAGAACCAGAACUCACGCAAUGCAGCUCCCAACCAUGGCUAUCAGCACCCGUUCACAGGGCAGGGUCACCAGCAGCCAGACCUCAUCAUCAACGGCAUGCCACUGCCAGAGACGGAGAAUUAUUCCAUUGAUUCCAGUUAUGUGAACAGCAGAGCCCACCUCAUUAAAAGGCCCCCAUGUAGCACAUCAACGUUCAAGGACCUGGAGGGGAACAGUCUGAAGGACAGUGGCCACGAGGAGAGCGACCAAACCGACAGUGAACAUGAUGUCCAGAGAGGACACUAUGUUGACACGGCUGUCAAUGACAUGCUGAACAUGACUGUCCCCCCUAAUGUUUGCCAGCUGCCAGACCAAGAUCCCAGUGAGGGCUUUCACUGCCAAGACGAGUGCCGCAUCCUUGGUCACUCUGAUCGCUGCUGGAUGCCUCGUGUGCCAAUCCCGGCACGUGCCAAGUCACCCGAGCAUGCCCGUAACGUCAUUGCUUUGUCCAUCGAGGCCACCACAGUGGAUGUGCCACACUAUGAGGAUGGCACCAUUAAGAGGACUUUUGCCACCUUUGGCAAAGAUGGGUCUGAGGAUGUGGAGCGGGGAGAGGUAAAGGGAAAGUGGACUCAGGAGUCUCAGGUGUGUAGCCCCAAGGCCAAUGGAGGGGCUGUUCGUGAAGCUGGCAACGGGCGUGAGGCUGCCAGCCCCAUUACUUCCCCCGUGCACCUGAAGAGCCCUGUUUCCAAGCCAUCAUCUGCCUACAAUACACUGAAAUGUCGCGAUGCAGAGCGAAUCGCCAACCACAGCCUGUUGCGACAGCCGGAAGGGAAGGACAGUGAGCCGGCUGUCAGGGAGAUCAAUACGCUUCUCCAAGAUGGCAGAGACAAGGAAUCUCCCAGCAGCAAGCGCCUGAAGGACAUUGUGCUUUAGCAAGCUUCUCGAUGACACACACACACAUGCAUACAUACAUACAGUGUAAACUCUCACACACACACACAACACACACACUUGCAUAUAUAUAUAUAUAUAUAUGUGUGUAUAUAUAUAUAUAUAUAUAUAUAUAUAUAUAUAUUACUCCGCAAUAGCUGUGUGUGCACAAAGGAAAGUCAGGCUGUGGACGUAUAGAGACACAUCCAUUUGCAGUAUACGAAAUUCAAAUAUCAGUUUGGGCUGAUGAUAACGAACUGUAGUAUGCUGCAGCUAGUUGUGUGCUCAAGCCCUGGUAGUGGAUGUGGCUUUGUUGUAGACGCAGUACUUUUUCCUUGUUUGUUUUUUGUUCAGUUUCCUUUCUGCGGUGAGUGAACAGGCAGGUUACUGUUGACUGCAUGGACACGGCCAGUGGAGCUCUCCAGCUCUUGAGCCAAAGCAGGACACUACAUGUUUGGACACCUGAGGUGCCAGUUCAUACGUACAGUUAUGCCUUUUGAACUACUUUUGUAUCACAAAGUGACAUUUGCCUUCUUUUGGUUUUGCAGUCUGUUUUAGCUGCCAAAAUCGCUAUUUGUUCCUUUGUAUAGUGAGCUCUUUCACCGUAAUAAACAACCACAGAUAUACACAGGAUUCAUCAAAGCAUAGUGAAUUCUUUCCUUCAGCAUUCAGGAGAAGGAACGAGAGGCCUCUCUGUCUCAUUUGCCCCUUCUUCCUGACUGUUAAGAGAAACCUUCUCUGCGUUUCCCCGAGGACAUCACGAUGUCAUAGGACUGUGAGGUCUUUACAGUAUUUAUAUUUUAUCACGGAUGGAGCUAAAUGAACUCUCUCUAUCUGCAAAGCCGCUCUGAACACUGGAAGUGGGACACACAGAUCUUUGUGUUCAAAAUGGGUAGUAUGAAAAAAAAAAAAAAAAAAAAAAAAAAAAGACUUACAUCUUUUGAAAUCUCCUGUGCCCAACCUUUGAUUGUAGCCAGUGGAGCACAAAUUAGAGCGUUGUGCUUUGGUCUUGUACUUUUUUUGACUUUUGACUAUGGGGCUAGGAUAGAAGGGAUCGUCACUCAUGUCUUGCUAUGUGAAACUCUGUAUAGGGUUUACUAUUAUCAUUUUUAAUAACCUGUUGUUAUGUGACAAUCCCUUUAAUGUUUUGUUUCAAGAGAAAAAAGUGAAUAAACAUUGGUGUUCAACUGAAGCUACAGUAGCGUUUGUUACACAAACACAAAAAUAAAAAAAACAUAUAUGCCAAAAUAUAUUUUAUAAAUAAUUUAAAAUGUAAAAUGAGAAUAUUUAAUGCUGUGUAGUUAUUUUAUGAGUAAGUUAUACUUGAAAUUAACUUGCUUUUGUUCAUUUGUCCGCUGCUUUUAUAUUGAACCUGAUUUGUUUUGUUUUGUAUUUUUUUUUUAUUUUGUUUGUUUUGUUUUUAAUUUCAGAAAUGAAUUGGGAUUAUUAUUUUUUGUUUACUGUGUGAUCCCUGGCAACUGUUGACUUGCAGUCUACCUUGUUGUAAAGAGUUUCUUAUUGGUCAGUUCUUGUGCCAUCCGGUUUCUGUGUGGGCUACUAGAAAAUGUUAAAAAGACAAAAAAAAAGUUUAAAUUUAAAAAGAAAAAAAAAAACAACAAAAAAGUGAUUUCAGCACCAACAUUAGUGUGUCAGUUCAAUGAGCUUAGAGUGAGAUAGCAAAAGAAACCAAAAAAGAUUUACACAAAACCAUACAGAUUGCAGGAUGUUGCUAAAUCGUAGUAUCUAUGGAGGACAAAUAACAGCCUUCAGGGUACUUCAGGCAAUAACUGGGUUUCACCUAUAGGUCGACUUUGUUGUUGGACCCAGUUGAGUUCAAACAAGUUUUUUUAUUUCAGCUUCAACUGAGGGCAUUCUGACAUGCAUACCGACUUUAGUCAGCACUGCUGUCACCCUGUGCCAUCUGUGUUCAGCUUAUCUCAAAGGUGAAGUUAAGAUCACAGUGGCAAAAACGGGCUCUCCCCUCCUGCGAGUACCACACUACAGACUGGGUGGAACCAUGUUUGAACAGAGAUCUUGGAAGAACCGUGUUGCACAUCAGCAAUGUGGUUUGAUGUUGCUUUGCAGUAAACAGUAUGUACAAUGUGGGAAUAUAUGAAUGGAAAUGGACAAAUUGCAUACAACCAACUAGAUCUUGUAGCUGAAUGUUUUGCUGGUCUCACCCAUGGCUUCUGGCAACAUAAAAAUCGGAAUAAUCACUGAAUGUAUACAGCAGCUUAUAAUUAAACUAUUAAAUGUU
Melanotaenia boesemani (Boeseman's rainbowfish) is the source of this 6660-nucleotide messenger RNA. It is a transcript of the gene pcdh19, whose product is annotated as protocadherin 19. Gene Ontology annotation, molecular function: calcium ion binding. Gene Ontology annotation, biological process: homophilic cell-cell adhesion. The transcript is spliced from 5 exons. Gene Ontology annotation, cellular component: plasma membrane. NCBI's taxonomy places the organism in Eukaryota, Metazoa, Chordata, Actinopteri, Atheriniformes, Melanotaeniidae. The record is from RefSeq and is a predicted model, not a curated record. Bases 1110 to 4406 code for a protein of 1098 amino acids.